AAAAAAAGUCUCUUUCUAUCUUUCACACACUUACACUAAUGGCGGAUAAUACAACGACAACAUUAUCGUCCAACUACUUUCUUAGAUAUUCUUUCCCACCUAUUUAAUUUCCUCCAUUUCUUCAAUAUCUUCCUCCUUUCUCUCUCUUUUCCCCUUUUUGUUUGUGUAUCUUGGUCCUAAUUUGUAAGAAUAAACAGAUAUGGCUGUUGCUAUGGUUUCCGGGAGUUUAGCUGCUACUGUUCAUGCUGUUUGUACUACUAAUGAACUCCCUUUUUCUGCUAAACCCGUAUUUGCUUUCUCCCCCUCUAAGAUCUGCAUUUCCCCACGUCUGAGGUUUAUCAGAUUAUAUUCUUCAAAGUUACCAAUUACUUGUACACAAGCAUCAUUGUCUGCAGCUGUAGAGGAUGGAAUUAACCCUGAAACAGAAGAUAUUCCUACUCCUAAAGUGAUCAUUGAUCUAGACUCUGAUCCGGAAGCGACCGUUGUGGAGAUAACCUUCGGUCAUCGUCUCGGUGCCCUUCUUGAUACUAUGAAUGCACUGAAAAACCUUGGGCUCAAUGUUGUGAAGGCAAAUGUCUUUCUGGAUUCAUCUGGGAAGCACAACACCUUUGCCAUCACUAAAGCUGAUACUGGAAGAAAAGUUGACGAUCCCGAAUUGCUGGAGUCGAUUCGUUUGACUAUCAUUAACAAUCUGCUUAAAUACCAUCCAGAAUCAAGUGCUCAAUUAGCAAUGGGAGCAGCUUUUGGAAUUACACCUCCAAAACAAGAGGUUGAUGUUGAUAUAGCAACCCACAUAAGUAUUGUUGACGAUGGACCUAAUCGCAGCUUGCUUUAUGUUGAAACUGCGGAUCGUCCUGGAUUGUUGGUGGAUCUUGUGAAAAUAAUUAGUGACAUUAACAUUUUUGUUGAAUCUGGAGAAUUCGACACCGAGGGCUUACUCGCAAAGGCUAAAUUUCAUGUUAGUUAUCGAGGCAAAGCCCUAAUGAAGCCUCUCCCGCAGGUGGUCGGAAAUAGUCUGCGAUAUUUCUUGAGACGGCCAUCGACAGAGGAAGCUAGUUUCUAACCGAAAAACAACAAGAACUUAUAGGACAUAUAUAUGAAGCAUUAUGUCAUCGUGGUUCGACGAUUAUAACUACUAUGAUGUGUUGCAAUUGUUAGUCAGUAUACCAUCAAGUAAGAUGUAGGAAAUUUAAACAAACACAUUUUUUCUUAUACAGUUGAUUUAUCAGCUUCUGUAAGUGAUUUAUGUGAACACUUCUAAAUCUCUUGCAAAUUAUUUAGUCUUUGCAAA
Amaranthus tricolor (Joseph's coat) is the source of this 1291-nucleotide messenger RNA. Its product is annotated as ACT domain-containing protein ACR11. The record is from RefSeq and is a predicted model, not a curated record. Bases 200 to 1063 code for a protein of 287 amino acids. Gene Ontology annotation, cellular component: chloroplast stroma; chloroplast thylakoid membrane. The transcript is spliced from 10 exons. Lineage: Eukaryota; Viridiplantae; Streptophyta; Magnoliopsida; Caryophyllales; Amaranthaceae.